CCAGUGGGCGGAGUUCCAGCCUGCCGGAGGUUCCAAGAUGGCGGCGGGUGCGUGAGGCGCGAUACUCCGCGCGCGAUUCCCUCUUGCUGGCGCUUGCCGCCAUGAAGGGCAAGGAGCGCUCGCCUGCCAAGGCCAAACGGUCCCGCGGUGGCGAGGAUUCUUCUUCGGUGCGGAGCGAGCGGAGCAAUAAGAAGCCCAGCAACGGCGGUGGGAAAUCUGCGGGCGGCGGCUCGAGUGAGGGCGGUGGCGGCAGCGGCAGUAGUCGGCGGAGCCUUCAUUUGGAAAAAGCGAGUCGGGCCAGUAGCCGUGAAUAUGAAUCGGCCGCGGUGGGGGUCUCUGGGAGCGGCAGCAGCCGCCACGGCUACAGCGGGAGCAACAACAGCAGCAAAAAUGCGGAGUCUUCCUCGUCCUCGCGUGGCAGCAGCAGCCGUGGCGGCGAUUCCCGCGCGCCCCCCUCUGACUCCGGCAGCGGCAGUGAGUAUAAGACGCUCAAGAUCAGCGAGCUGGGCUCGGCGCUGAGCGACGAGGCGAUCGAAGACGGGCUCUUCCACGAGUUCAAGCGCUUCGGAGACGUCAGUGUCAAGAUCAGUCGCCUCCCGCCGGGGACUGGGUCUGGCGACGAGCGGGUGGCCUUUGUUAAUUUCCGCCGCCCUGAGGAUGCCCGAGCUGCUAAGCAUGCUCGCGGCCGCUUGGUCCUCUACCAUCGGCCGCUGAAGAUCGAGGCCGUUUAUGUAGGGGGCAGCAGCGGAGGGGGAAGCAGCCGGCGACGCAGCAGUCGUUCCCCAGCCCUUUUGGACAAGGAGUCUCCUUAUGGGGCCUCAGCAGUGGUUGUGGCGGCGGCAUCUCCUGCAACUAUCAGGCACCCUGCAACUGGAGCGACUCAGAGGGCCCUCUCUCCUGCUGGGGGAGGGGCGGGCUUAGGGUACAGAGACUUCCGAUUGCAACAGCUUGCCCUUGGUCGUCUGCCCCCACCGCCUCUGCCCCGGGAGCUGGAAAGAGAACGAGACUAUAGUGGUUUCUAUGAUCGGGUAAGGCCCACAUACAGUCUCGAUCGAGUUGCUGGAGUGGCAGCUGCUGCAUUUCGUGGGGUUGGUACAGGAACAGCCACUGAAAAAGAGAUCAGUCCUGAAGAUGACCAGAGAGCUAAUCGCACCCUGUUUCUGGGUAAUUUGGAUAUAUCGGUUACAGAGUCAGACCUUCAUAGGGCUUUUGAUCGCUUUGGGGUUAUCACUGAAGUGGAUAUUAAGAGGCCAACCCGGGGUCAAACUAGCACAUAUGGAUUUCUUAAGUUUGAGAACUUGGAUAUGGCCCACCGAGCUAAGCUUGCCAUGUCUGGUAAAGUGCUCUUGCGCAAUCCUAUUAAAAUUGGCUAUGGUAAAGCAACCCCCACCACGAGACUCUGGGUGGGUGGCCUGGGACCAUGGGUACCAUUGGCUGCUCUUGCCAGGGAGUUUGAUCGCUUUGGUACUAUUCGUACCAUUGAUUAUCGUAAAGGUGACUCAUGGGCCUAUAUCCAAUAUGAGAGUUUGGAUGCUGCACAAGCUGCUUGUACCCACAUGCGUGGCUUUCCUUUGGGUGGGCCAGACCGUCGCCUGCGUGUGGACUUUGCUGACACUGAGCAUCGGUAUCAACAGCCCUAUUUGCAGCCAUUGCCACUUCCACCCCCUACUCAUUAUGAGCUAGUAGCAGAAACAUCAGCUUUUGGAGCACAUCGUGGAGCGCCACCAGAUCCACUCCGAGGUGCUCGGGAUAGAACACCACCACUGCUCUAUGGUGACCGUGACAGAGACCUAUAUGCUGAAACAGAAUGGGUGCCUCCUCCACCUCCAGUUCGGGACCGAAGUAACCGAGCAACUGUUUAUGAUGCACUUGAAAGUCUGGAACGGCGUCGAGAUGGUUGGUCUCUAGAAAGAACUCGUGGGGAAAGGGAGCUUGGUAGCAGUAGUAGAGACCCACCUAGGAAGCGAAGGCUAGUGGAGGAUGGGGGUCGACAUUUGGACCGAUCACCAGAUAGUGAACGUUCAUCUUCAUCUCGUAAGCGUCACUGCCCUGCUGUAGCAUCUCCUCAAGAUCGUAGUCCUGAAACAAAUUUAAUCAGAGACCGUUAUAAUACUGAUAUUGAUCGGCCCUCUUCUCGCUUACUCUUGUUGGAUCGUCCUUCACCCGUCAGAGAGCCACGUAAGGGGAGUUUGGAGAGAGGCCAGAGUGAGAAGCGGGAACAUAAAAGUUUGGUGGAAAAAGAAAGAAAACAUCGCACACUUGCAUCAGCUGCCAUCCAAGAGUGCAAGAGUCCAGCUAAAAAGGAUGAGCAUACUUCUGAAGGGAACAGUAGCAGUGGAUCUCGGCUGAAGCCACCCCAAAAGCAGCAACAGCAGGAUGGAACUUCAAAAUCAGGAUCAUCUACCAAACUCUGCCUAGCCUGGCAAGGAAUGCUUCUGUUAAAGAACAGCAAUUUUCCAUCAAACAUGCACCUGCUUCAGGGUGACCUCAGCGUAGCUAGCAAUCUGCUGGUGGAAGGAACAACUGGUGGCAAAGUGGCCCAACUAAAGAUAACACAGCGUCUUCGUUUGGACCAGCCCAAGUUGGAUGAAGUUACCCGUCGUAUCAAAGUAGCAGGACCCAAUGGAUAUGCUAUUCUACUUGCUGUGCCUGGUACCACAGACAACCGUGCCUCAUCCGGGGCUGGUGAAGCUAAUACCACCUCUACCCAGCGACCAUUAAGAAACCUGGUGUCCUAUCUUAAACAAAAACAGGCAGCUGGAGUGAUAAGCCUCCCAGUAGGAGGCAACAAAGACAAAGAAAACAGUGGGGUCUUGCAUGCUUUCCCCCCCUGUGAUUUUUCUCAGCAGUUCCUGGAUUCUACAGCAAAGGCCCUGGCUAAAUCGGAGGAUGACUAUUUGGUCAUGAUCAUUGUUCGUGGUGCAUCUUAAAGUCCUAAUGCUUUCUGUGCUUAUUCUGCUGCUUCAUACAACUCCCCCUCCUCCAGUGUCUGCCAGGUGCUAAGCUUUAGUCAACACCCUAAGUAUAAUUUUAGAUCUGUAGUUACUGUUAUUUUCCCUUUAUUUUCUAUAAACUCUAGAGAGCAAAUAUAUUAACUGUUCACUAGGCUACCCUCAACUGUCUUGCUAGUGACAGUAUAGUAAGAAGGGAUGGUCUGCUUUCACUAAAAUAUGAAACAUUGAACAAGCUUGCCUCCCUCUUUUUUUAUCUUUUAACUUGUCCUUGUUCAUUUCACAACUUAAAUUCUAAAUUGCCAUACUUAAAACAUUCAUAGUUCAUGCCCAUUCUGAGUCUUGCAGCUUCCAUAAAACUAUAGAUAUAAUUUCAAAAUAAUUCCUAGUUUAAAAAUGUAAAAUCAAAUAGAAUUAACUCAUGGUUGAGUCCCUGAUACAGCUGCCAUUAAGCCUUCAUGGUGCAAUGUAAUUUUUUUUCAAUUGGGUUUUCAAGUUUUGUUCCCAAAUUUGGAGAAAUGCAUACCCUUGAAGAAUGUUCCUAAAUGGUAUUUUGCUUUGUUGAUUUUUUAAAAACGUGUGUGCAUUUAAAGGUUGUAGUUUUAAUGAGAGCUUUACUAUAGCCCGUGAACAUCAUGAAUUUCUGCAUUCAAGAAGCAGGUGGUUUAUGGUAUCAUUGUUCUUAUUGCCCAUUGCUAAUUGUAAUAGGCACAAUGAAUUCUGAAGUGUAACUUGGAAAUGCAACUUUCAAAGAUGGCACUUAACUGUUGCAAAAAGUUCUGCCAUAAAACCAUUUCAGUUAUUCUAUCCCUGUGGAAAUAGAAAAAUAGAAUACCUGCUCAAUAUUUUUCAGGUAAAAUAUAGACAUUAUGCGAGGUUUUAUAGUCUGGUUUGCACUGUUUUAAUCUUGACACUUUUGCAUUCACUUUAUAUUUCUAAAUGUUGGGGAAGCAAUUCAGUUUACUAAAAGAACAUAAUUCAUUUGAAAGCAAGCCUUUAAAAGCAGUUCUUAUUUUAAAAAAAAAUAUGUGAUAAGACUUAGGAAAGAAUCAACAGUUUAAAUGUGUGGCUUUUUGCUUGGUCUCUUUUCUAGUCCAAUAUUUUUGUUCGUUUGUAAAGCCACUGUACAGUAACAAUAAGUUUCUCAUGUGUAAACCAAUUCUCAAGUUUGAAUAAGUACAAUUAGUUGAAAUUUGGCUUAGUGAAACAUUGCUCAGUGAAAUAAUAUUGGGAAAUGUGCUAUUCUUAAAGUAUUUUUUUCAAGUAGAGCCUCACUUCUGAAACCUUUACACCUUUUCACUUUUUAAGAAUGUGGGUAUAGUAACCUAAAUCCCACAAUUCUGAAAUACAAAUUGAAAAUAUAAAUUGUUCUGUAAUAAAUGAAACUUGGAACUGUGAACCAAAUUAAAUCUAGCCACUAUUAUAGGCAGAGUCACUAAGACAGUUUUAUGUUGCCUGUAUUGCAUAACAUAUUGGAUUGUCCAUAUUACUGCAUUUGUAAAUGCAGUAUGCUGGUGGCUACACAAAGAGUUUUCUUAGUGUAUUUAUUUGAAGACGGAAUUUGCUCUAUGUUUAAAAGCCAUCCUUGUAUUUUUUGAAAAUAAUCAGAUUUGAAAGUCAAACUUGUUGGCAAUACAUGCUCUCCUUGUUAAAAAAAAAUCCUACAGAACUUGGAUUUGAGGUAAAUUGUUUAAACAUUCUAGCAUUUUAGGCAACUUUUGGGAACUGGUGUUGGAAAACCCUACACCAUGGAUUUCUUUUUCUAUUUUAAUUGAAAAUUAUGUUCAAUGCUGCUUGUCAUGAUUUGAACUAGGUAAAGGAUAUGUGAAAUGGGCAAUUCAGUUUUCCAAACCCUUAUCUAAGUUUUUUUUUUUUUAAAAAAAAGAAAGAAGAUAGUCCAUUAGUAGCUAUAGAAAGAAAAAGAAUGUUAGGAGUCCAAUUUAGACUAAAAUGAUAACCAACAUUGGAUGGCACAGCACUUAGUUAUAGAUGCUAUAGCAUUGAAUUAUAUGCUUUUUUUGUAUUAGUAUAAUAGCAGUGCAGUUAUUCAUUUGAGCCAACCUCCAAGACUUCAGCAUAGCAAAAAUUAAGUUUUGUGACACAUCUGUAUGGGAAAAAAGAGGAUUGUGAUCUUUUGUAUAUGGUAUUAUGAAGCUUUAGAGCAAUGUAUAUUGGAAUGCUGCACAUGUCCAGAAAUUUGUUUCCAGAGGUACAACAUUAGGAUGGAGAAUGUGUCUUUUCCUGAGAGUCACUUAAUACCACUUUUGGGGGAGCUGGAUAGGAAAAUCUUAACUGACAUGUUGUCUUUAGGAUUUAAAUUCUAUAAUUGGAAACUUAAGAGGUUGGUUUCCCCCCCCCCCCUUAAAGUUAACUAGGAGUUUUGCAUUUUGACAGUUCAUCAUACGUGGUUGGCUGUCAGUGGAGUAUCAGUUUAAGGCUACCUCAUUUACCAGGAUCCACUUUUGUGUUUUUACAAUUGCCUCCCAAUUUUGAUUAUCAAAAUUUGAAACACUGGGAGGCAAGAUUAGCAUUUCUAAAACCAAUAUAUUUAGCGUGAGUCUUUUCUUCCCAAGUUAUAUAAGGGGGAAAAGAAGAAACCUUCCUUAGCAAUUUAAGCAAAUAGUUGAUUAUGUUUUUUAAAAAUGUAGGAAUACAUCUGAAAGAUAAGUCAUUGGAUAAAAAUGAAAAAGUUAAGGGUAGCCACUUAAGCAUACAAAAGAAUAAUCCUGAUUGUAGGGUGCCUGAUUGAAUGGCUUGGAAAAUGAAGAAAUUAUUGUAAAAUAAUUUGAUGUAUGUUAAUUUCCUUGCCUUCGAUUUUUUCCCAUAGAGUAAACAAUAUUAGCUGCUCCAGAUGUGUCAUUGAAGAUAAAUAUUUCUCUUUACAUUAUCCAAAUUAUUUUGGAACAACUAGAAAAAUUCACAGAUGUGGGAUGAAGAGAAUCCAUUGCAUAUUUUAGCUAGUUUUCUCCAAUAAGUAAAGAGUCUGUAGUUGGAGAUAACAUAGCAAUGUGAAAAAAAAUAUACUUACAAACAGAACACUAAAUUUCAUGUUCUUGUUUGACUUUUUGAAAGAGAGAGAAAUUGUGUGAAUUGUGAAAAUUCAGUUGAUUUUUCUCCUGUAAUGUUUUUUUUACUAGUACAACUGAUUUUUUCCCCAAUCUGUACCCUAUAUUUUAACUCCCUGAACUACUAUUUGUGCAUUUAUAUACAGAUGUUAAUUCAUUUCAAAAGCUUUGUGCCAGUGAAGGGUGAUUGGUGCUUUCAGACAUUACCUAGAACAUGAAUAGCCUUGUAGUUCGAACAGUUAUCUGUAAAUGUAGGAAGAAGACAGAUCUCUUGUAAACUUUUGUACUGAAUAACCUCUUCUUUCCUCCUGAAAGCAAGGCUAGUGAAGUGCUGAAGACCACAACGGAUUCCAAACUCUAAUGGACCUUUGCGAAGAAAAGCGUUGGCUUAUGUGGAAUUUACAUGGGCCUCAUGGAAGAAAGCUUAUCUGUUUAGUAUUUGUGCAUUUUACUAAAAUGCCAGCUUAAAAAGUUGUGUAUCUGCUAUUUGUGAUGCCAAUGCCCAUGUUUUUAAGUGGAAAAUUGACCUCUUUGCUUUGUGCUGUGUACACAAGAUUUCUGCAAAAGUAAAGGAAAAAAAAACCUUUUUAUGGCUCACACAGCUUAAAAUAGCUGUCACUCAAAACAUGCGCUCACAGUCGAGCUGAUUUUGUUUCAUUCUAAAUAAAUUGUUUCUUUUGAGGAAAGUGGUUUUUCUGCCUGGAAAUGAAUUGACGACAAACCUUUGACCCCUUUGUUUGCAGCUGUGGGGGUACUUUACAACUGCUCCUGCUGCUCCUUCUCCUCGAUCUGAUAGUUGUGGGUCUCAAACAACAAACAGGGAAACCUUCGCUUUGAUAUUGACCAUCCUUUAUAUCAGAUCUGAAGAAAUCUAGUUUGUUGUGUUGCUGUGUCCUCUUGUGUACGGUGAAUGGGGAUCAAUGGCUGCUAUCUCCUCAUCUUUACGAGGAAAUGGUGCUGUUGCUGGCAUGCAAGAAGCAGGGAAAGCAUCUUAAGUCUCAGAACAGUGUACAGAUCUGGGACUUUGUUGAUUUUGAAGAGCUGGAGUUCCUGAAUUUUAAGUUCUUGAUUUAUUUUGUUCACCUAACUUGUUUGGCCUUAGUUCUGGUUUUAAUUUGAAGAAAGUUUGAAAUUGCUUUGCAUCUUGCUCAUAACCUUUUCACCAAAUUGAAAACAAAAAGAAAAAGUAACUCAUAAAAAAAAUUAAAUGAUAGCGCGUUUCCAGACACAAUUGAAGAGCUCCUCCACAACCAGGGGCUUUUCUUCAGAGUUAUGCAGUCCUGGGUGUAGUUCUGAAUGGAAGAAGAGUUCCUGAGAGCUAGAGUGCUGUCAUUUUAAAACCUGUACGAUUGUUAUUGGUGCUCUUACUUGACCAGUUUUGAAGCAAAUGGUCUACACACCUUGGACGUGCAUGCAACCUUGAUCGUUUCGUAGGUACCACUGCAAACUUUUAGUUUGUAGUACAGAUGAUAUCAGGAGGAAAAAAGUGGUGAAACUUUGAAAAAAAUUGUGCUAUAUUUCCUGCAUUUGGGGAUCUUGAGCUUUGGAAAGCUGUUCCCACUGUGCAGGAGUACAACUCUUUGCUGCAGGAGACUUCGGGGCACAGUUGACAACACAUCACCAGAGGUCAAGAGGAAGCGAACAGUGCUGCACCUGCAUCGUGGCUGCAGAAACUGCAUUUGUUUCCCAAGUCUCUUAGAAUUAACUAGUUGCCAUUUGGCAUGCAGAUGGAAGACACCUUGAAAUGCAAGCUUGCUCUGGUUGCCUUGAAAUGCUUAACCUAUUGUGGAUAAAGAACACUAGCGCUGUCCUGUAUUCACGCAGGAUGAUUGCUAGGCAGCAGGUGCUUAUCAACCAAGGAUGCUACGAUUAUGGGUUCCCAUGGCAAACUGCUGUAUAAAACUCUUAAACAGGAUUGGUCAGCCCCUCUGGAUUGAUUAGAGGGACAUCUUUAUCUGAAAGGAACUCCAGCCAACUUACAUGGAGAUAGCUCUUCACUUUAUCCCCACCACAUUCCUGUGAGGUUCCAAGAAUAAUGAAAUGGAUGAAACAAGGAAACAUAUACCAGUCAAAAUGAAGGAGCCUGCAUAUGUCUGUGUGUAAUCAUACAGCCAACCUGUAAGUAAGAGGAACAGCAGGAUUUGGUUAUUAAAUCAUUUUCAUUUGGUAUAGUUGUCUUUUCAUAUCAUUACUAAUGCAACACUUUUAAAAACCAUGUAGGCAUCAUUUAACCUAAGUGGCAAUAAAGAUUGUGUUUUAUAUAUUAAUUGGUAUAAAUUGCAGGAGCUGAUAACUUAUUCCAAGGUAAAUAUGUUUCAUUCCUUUAAUUUCUUCAUGGCAUGUUUAUUAAAUAAUAAUCUGUUUCAGUUUUUCUUUUACUGAUCUGUUAAUUUUUCUGCUUGCUCAGUCUUUCUGUAUUUUAGGAUCUGCUACUGAAUCCCACAUUUGAGUACAUUGUUCAACAGCAAACAAGAGAUGGGGGCUUUUUGCAGUAGUAUUGAGCUAUGGAGUACUUGAGUUGUGUAGAAGAUACAGUCUUGUGUCCAGACUAAACAUUCUUAUACACCCACAUAUAAGGACAUUUUAACUUUAGUGAAUUUUAUGUAAUGUAUAUAGAAUGAAUCCUAGCUAUACUCUUUAAGGUGAUGCUUCACAACUUCAAGUAUUAAUAAUUUUGAAAAUGGGCAAAACACACCUUUUGAAAAAGCAUAUAAAUUCAUAGAAGUAAUGCACUAUUAUCCCACCCCUAACAUUUAUAGAACAAGCUGAUCUCUAAUUGGGCGAGAUCCCAUUGGUAUAAAUCCCCAUGAUCCCAUAGCAAUUACGUUGUGGAGGAUUUUCUUGCUCUGGCAAACUAUUACAAUUUACCACCAGAGGGCUUCUUCCCACAAUGAAAUAGGAUGGCUCAUAUUUAAAGCACUCUGGAAUAGAUUCUGCCUGAAAACCUGCAUCUAUUGAUUCACACUUACUUGGUGCUUCUACGUGCUACAUGUAUGAAUUGGAUUACUAGGGGAUCAUAAGGUCCUUGCCAGUCUAGUUCUCUCCUUUAAAAUAACAGCCAUGUAGAUGCUUCCUGUAUGCAGAAAAUAGCCCCCCCCCAAUUACUCCAAAUCUCAUACUCAGAAGUGUUUGAACAAAUUAUUUUUAUCUCUCAAGGCUUAAUACCUCCCUGCUUUUGAUAAUAGCAUAGAAUCAAACCUGAAUUUGGCUAUAAAUGCUUGUUAGCUUGUGCCUUAAACCAGAGGUCCUCAACCUUUUGGGCACCAGGGACCGGUUCCAUGGAAAGGUUUUUUCACGGACCGGAGGGGGUGUAGGUUUGCAUGCUGCUUGCAUUCCGCAGAUGGGGCUUAACUUGUUUGCACAGACUGAUUUCUGGCAUGCUGCGGACCAGUAUCGGUCCAGGGAUGGGGGGUUGAGGACCCCUGCCUUAAACUAUGCUUUUUGAUUUUUUUCUAAUUAGAUAACUUGCACUGAAUGAGAGAUAAGAAAGAAUAUGCACAUUUACCAAAUAUACAUAUGAAAUUCUGAAUCUAUUCUUUUUUUUUUUGAAGUCUCAAGUGCCUUAACAUGGUGUAUAUGGAUAUGAUCGUAUUUCUGAUUAUUUCAUUUACUCUUUUCUCUUUGUUUCAGGGCCAUGAAAUACCUUCUGAAAUGUGCCAGAUUAUACCAAAUGAUGUUACAUACAGAAUUAUUUUAAAACAGUACUUGCCAUUUUGUUUUCAGUUCUUUUCCUAAUAAAUCCAGUGUUCAUGUUUUACUUCCAGUACGUAUUAUAAUGAAAUGUUUACCUCAAGUGAAAAUCUUUACAGAUUUUCCCCUACUUUAAGAAUAUAGGUAUUGUCGAGCUCAAAGUAUAUAACCAUGUACUUUAAUUGCUUGUUCAUUUUUUUUUAAGUUCUUCUGCUUUAGGUUUCACCAUCUUGAAUCUGUGAAGCCACAUCCAAUGGAUACAAUUGCAAUAUAAAACACAAAAAAUAUUUACAAUGAUUGUCUUCUGGAAUUGAAUCCUGUCUCACUAGUACUUCUCAGUAUCCACUUUGACAACUGGACCAUACCCUAGAAAACAUGAUUGCUGUCGUUUUACCAUUUUUGUUGCUAGUUGCUAGGGAAGUGCAAAUAAACAGCUAGAUUUAAAUUUUAAAACUCAUAAAAAUUUACUAGAAGUUCUUCAAGAACUCUAUGUUGUCAUGUAGUUAUUAAUUUGUUAAUUUUAAAACCUCUUACAUUUUUUCUAUUUGGCACAGCUCUUCAGAUGCAGUCCCUGCCCUGUUCCCUAGAAUAUGCUUCAGGUGUAGGUCCUGCAUUAAGAUCUUUCACAGUGAAGACUGAUGCAAAGAUUCCAGUACAAGAAACAGCAGUGCAAGAUAUCCACCACUGAAAAUGGCAAAAAUUACAGAGUAACUCAUAAGUAAUGGGAAGGUUGUAGCCAGUGGACACAGCAGAUUAGUGACCCCACAAAGAAUGAGGUAUGUUUUAUGGUAAUUAUAUGUCUUGGUCCAGUUUUGAUGAGCAAUCCAGCCAGAGACCAGUAAACUGACUGUCUCUACUAUCCCUAAAAGAAAACAGAACAAAAAUAUAUAAUGAUUUCUGAAACAGAAGUUCUUUGGGCGCUAAAUAAGGAUCAUUUUGUAAAUUUCUAAAGUCACCUAAGUCACCAAUAUAGCACCUGUGGACAUAAGUAUACCUAGCAAUAAUAUCUAUGUCCUAGUGAUCAGAUUUUUUGUACCAUCUAAUUUGUAUUAUUUUAAUUAAAACAAUAAACAGGAAAAAAUCAUGCUGCAAAACACCACAAGGAGCCAUAUGGUAAAUAUUUAUGAAGUGGUUUAUAAACUGUCAUUCCAAGUCUGAGGGUAACCAGAUUGUUCUAAUUCACAUGAAGCAAAAAAUAACCUGCAAAAUUGGAAAAAUAAAAAUAAUCACUCUGGCAAUUUAGAAUGUCCUUUUCUGUACUACUUUUAGACUUGCUGUUAAAUGCUCACACUGCUUGGCUGUGGUCUCAUUUGUCAGAUUUCUUAUCUGAGUGGUAAGUCUUCCAUCCAUUCAUAUUUUCAGUUCUAUCGUUAUCAAGAUCCAAUAUCAAAUUCCUGGUGACCCUCAUUCUCCCUCCUGUCUCAAAAAUUGCCCAGUACAUUGUAUGGAAAAUUCUUGGAUGGUAUAGUGAACAGCUUUUCACUAUUAGAAGACUGUUUUUUUCCUUUUUUUUCUUCAGCUCCACAUUUGAUUGGCUAAAGCCCAGUACAUUGAAUUAUAUGAACACUUUUUUGCUGUAUUUUUGUUAGGCAUAUAAAGCUGAAGUUUUGUUUCUAUCUGAUACAUUCACAUCUCAGAAUUCUGAACAUUUUCUUUUAUGUUUAAACUGCAUGCUUAUUCACAAGCUCUGGUCAGUAAUUUUGUGGCAAAAUGUUUUGUUAAAUGAAAUUGGAGUUUAGAAUCUGGAGUAAUAACUCUUACUUUCCUCAUCCACCAAAUUGGUAAGUUCCCAUGCUACAUAAGCAUCGGUAAGUUCCCAUGCUACAUAAGCAUCGGUAAGUUCCCAUGCUACAUAGGCUGCUUGGUUUUGCCUCAAGAGUAUCCACCAGCAGGUGUAAGAUAGGUUUGGCUCUGACACCUCAGUUUCUUAACCCCUAUUCUGCAUCAUUGUUUCCAAGCAAAAUUGAAAGGGUUGGUUUAAAUUGAAAAUGAAUAACUAAUAAAGUUGCUUUAACUAUUGGUUUAUCUCCUAAGAAUAAUAUGUAAUAAAGAUAAAAGCAGUUUUGUACUGAGGUGAUUUUUUUAAUGCUAAUAAAAUUUAAGAACAUA
Molecule: messenger RNA, 11815 nt
Organism: Crotalus tigris (Tiger rattlesnake)
Lineage: Eukaryota; Metazoa; Chordata; Lepidosauria; Squamata; Viperidae
Gene: RBM15
Product: RNA binding motif protein 15
Exons: 5
Coding region: 102-2930 (942 amino acids)
Biological process (GO): regulation of alternative mRNA splicing, via spliceosome
Cellular component (GO): nucleus
Molecular function (GO): mRNA binding
Source: RefSeq, a predicted model, not a curated record